AUUAAUUUUGAAGUCCCACGAUGGGUUCCCAAUGGAACAAGUCACGUGAUCCUAGACUGCCGGUACCGGUAUACCGAGAAUGACCUGAGGCUUGUGGUGAAAUGGUUUUUCAACGACGAUUCCGAACCUGUUUACCAGUGGAUACCAGAACUGGAAAAACGUCACGUAGCUGAAUUUCUACUUGGACGACUGAAUCUCAGUUUUAGUCUAAACUCGGGUGAUCGGUACUCUCGCUACCGGGCUCUGUAUAUUCUCAAUCCUUCACUUGAAAUGUCUGGAAAAUACACCUGUCAUGUUGCGUCAUUAGCAGGACAGGACUCUCGACACCAGGAGAUGUUUGUUUUUGUUCCAGCUACAACUUUUAAUUUCACCCUUACCAAAUGCUCGGAAACUGAAGUGAGUUUUCUCUGCGACGCCAGAGGGCUGUACCCUCGUCCUCAUAUAUCCGUGAGUCUCCCGUCUAUGGACCACGAGGAUAAAAAAAUCUAUAAAAGAACUAAGAGUCAGGUGAUUAAAAUUGGCGCCACCUAUAGCACCUCACUGACUGGAAAACUCUUUGUCUCUGACUUAGCAGAUCGUCGGCCACCGGUUCUAGAGUGCAGAGUCGAAAUUCCCGGAACAAAUUACAAAAUAUCCAAACAGAUUAGUUAUUUUCCAGGUCUGCACAAUGCAAGUACAGGUGAUCCUGGUUUUUGCCACACUACCAUUUUCCCGUUUCUUCUGGCGUUGUUCAUCAGUUUGCUGCAAGUGACGGACGUUUGAUGAACUAAGGUAUUAAGGUCCCGAAAAAAACCAGGGCAAAAAGGAAUUUUUCAGCCACUACUGAUAUUUGAAGUUCAUUUUUCAGCCAUUACUGAUAUUAUAAGUAGUGAAUUUAUCAACCACUACUGAUAUUAAAAAAAUAAUGUUUCAGCCACUACUAAUAUUAGAAGUUAAUUUUUCAAUCACUGCUGAUAUUAGAAGUUCAUUUUUCAGCCACUACUGAUAUUUGAAGUUCAUUUUUCAGCCACUACUGAUAUUUGAAGUUCAUUUUUCAGCCACUACUGAUAUUUGAAGUUCAUUUUUCAGCCACUACUUAUAUUAGAAGUUAAUUUUUCAACCACUGCUGAUAUUAGAAGUUCAUUUUUCAGCCACUACUUAUAUUAGAAGUUCAUUUUUCAGCCACUACUUAUAUUAGAAGUUAAUGUUUCAGCCACUACUGAUAUUAAAAGAUAAUAUUUCAGUCACUACUGAUAUUAACAGAUAAUGUUUCAGCCACUACUGAUAUUAAAAGUUAAUGUUUCAGCCACUAUUGAUAUUAGAAGUUAAAUUUCAAUGGCAUAGCGGUGUACAAAAUCAUAACAAAAUUAGUCGGUCUAUAAAACUUGUGCAUAUAUAAAUCAGAAAAUUUUAAUUUAUUGUGUAUGAUAUAAAUACCUUCAUGGUUCAGAGAGGAGUGUGUGAAUAUUAACAACUAGUUCUAAUCAUUGUCUGAUCGUUACAUAAAGUUUUAUAAUAUUGA
Molecule: messenger RNA, 1501 nt
Organism: Limulus polyphemus (Atlantic horseshoe crab)
Lineage: Eukaryota; Metazoa; Arthropoda; Merostomata; Xiphosura; Limulidae
Exons: 5
Source: RefSeq, a predicted model, not a curated record